UAAAAGGUUAAAUGCAUUUUUUUGUCAAGAAUAUUAAAAAUUAAAAUCAACAAUUUGCGAGAGGAGUGAUAUUUGCACUGACCAAAUAAAUUCAGGGUCAUACGUUUCGAUUAUUGUCAAUUCAAACUGUCGAGGAUCCGAAGCGGAUUCAAUUCAGUAAGAAGGAAGAAAGAAAAUCUUUCGGCUGCAUUUUUGUGUCAAUCUAUACUCAAAUCUCAAAAAUGAGCGGGCCAGAUGCUCUGUUUUCUCUGCGGAACAAUUUCUACGUGGGAGCAUACCAGGCCGCCAUUAAUGACAGCGACGUCCACGGUCUAUCCGAAGAUGAAUCAAUCGAGAGAGACUGCCUCGUUUAUAGAUCUUACAUUGGCCUCCGCAGCUACCAGCUUGUGAUCGAUGAGAUAAACGACUCGGCACCGACGCCUCUGCAGGCUGUGAAGAUCUUGGCAAUGUACCUGGCGGGUCCUCAAUACAAGGAAAAUGCAAUCUCCAGCCUCAAGGAAUGGCUAAGUGAUGGAGUCAUAAGUAACAAUCCUGUUUUAAAGUUGGUUGCUGGAACCAUCUAUAUGCACGAACAGGACUAUAAUGAGGCACUGAAACACACUCACUCAGGAGGAACACUAGAGUUAAACGCUUUGAAUGUUCAAAUAUAUCUUAAGAUGCACAGAUCUGAUCAUGCAGAGAAACAAUUAAAGAUAAUGCAGCAAAUUGAUGAGGAUCAUACUCUGACACAGCUUGCAAAUGCGUGGAUAAAUUUGGCAGUGGGUGGUUCAAAGGUCCAAGAAGCGUAUUUAAUUUUCCAAGACUUUUGUGACAAGUAUCAACAAACUGUUACUAUUCUAAAUGGGAAAGCUAUCUGUUGUAUGCAUAUGGGAAAGUUCGAUGAAGCUGAUACAGUGCUGCUAGAGGCUUUGAAUAAGGAUGCCAAGGACGCUGAUACUCUUGCUAAUCUAGUGGUUUGCAAUCUUCAUCUGGGAAAACCAGUUACUCGUUAUCUUAGCCAGUUGAAAUCGUACCAUCCAGAGCAUUUGCUUAUCAAGCGUGCCUCUAGUGCAGAAGAGAAUUUUGAUAGGUCUGUUCAGGCUGUUGCCUAAAAAGUGUAAUAUUAAAUGAACAUAUCUUGCAAACUGGAAAGCAAGUACAAAGGAUCAGCACUCAUUUUUUAAUUUCAUUGAGUCACCCCUGUGAGUUUCAUGAAUUUUUUGGUUAUAUAUGAAAUUUUCUUUGCUUCACUUAUUAA
This is a messenger RNA of Cryptomeria japonica (Japanese cedar), 1237 nucleotides long. RefSeq names its product coatomer subunit epsilon-1. The transcript has 7 exons. The record is from RefSeq and is a predicted model, not a curated record. Gene Ontology annotation, molecular function: structural molecule activity; protein binding. Gene Ontology annotation, cellular component: COPI vesicle coat. The coding region runs from base 222 to 1091 and encodes 289 amino acids. Gene Ontology annotation, biological process: intra-Golgi vesicle-mediated transport; retrograde vesicle-mediated transport, Golgi to endoplasmic reticulum; endoplasmic reticulum to Golgi vesicle-mediated transport. NCBI's taxonomy places the organism in Eukaryota, Viridiplantae, Streptophyta, Pinopsida, Cupressales, Cupressaceae.